UAAAACAAAAUGUUUACUCCUCUCUUAACACGAGUAAACAACCCUGUUUUAUUAUCUGUUAUAAUUUUUAUUAAUGCAGAUAGGCCUACAGUAUUCAGUCAGCAAUAAUUACGCAAUAUCAUACAAGCACGACUGUGUUUCAUAUAUACAUUUUUAUUACUUUAACGGAUAUAGUUGCAAAAGAAGCAAAGCAUCAAAGUUUUGGUCACCAAGCAACGCCGACCUUCAUCCGGUGUGGAGCAGGGUGUGUGAAUGGAACGGAGCGAAUGAUUUCCCCUCCCCUCUCCAAACGUUAUCAGUCGGCUGUAGUUCCACUCCGGGUUUUUCAUUUUUCAUCACUACAGGAACCUGCUCCUACAAGUGUCGACUCGUGCCUAGUUAGUAAACUUGGUUCCGCGCUGAUAGUGGUAGUACAGAUAGAUGCCUUGCCUACUAUAAUCAAUCAUACACACAAGCAAUACAUCUGUAAUACAAUCAUACAAAUAUUCUAUACAUCUCUGAAAGCAAUGCAUGUCUCUUGCUUGCAACUCGUCAUUGUUCUUUCCUUCUUCCAGAGAUAAAACCUCUCCCCCUUACUUUUGUGUGUCAUCCUCAUACUUUUAAAGAUAUGCAUGCAUACAGUUUUUUUUUCAAGCUUUCACAACCCAUCAAGCCAGCAGUUAGCGACAAACAGAACUUUUAAUGUGUUUUACAGUAGCAAAUACGCAUGCGCGGAUGUAACAGUAUGAGGGUUUCCAUCUAGACACGAAUAAAUGUAAUGGGUUUUUAGAAACAUGUUGGCUGCGUUUGAAUCUUGUAAUUUAAUUAAUUUAAUUACAAUUUAAAUGAGUAAGUAUUCCUUUUCAUGCAUGAGUUCUUCUUUAAACUAGAGACAACGUGAGUCAAUGUAUGUUUGAAAACAAAGAGCAAAUAAGAGAAGUCAAACACAUUUACAGUCGAAUUUCGAGUUGGGAAAACGCAAUUCUCAUAGUCUACCACAAGAGGGUACUGUUGAUUUAGUAAAUGGCGUUUCCUUCAACAAACCGCAAUGUUUUGAAAGUACUGCGUGAAAAAAAAGCCAGUUCUUUUUUUUUUUAAACCAACAACAAUUUUACUUCUCCUUAUAUCUUUCCUUAAACAUUGUCUUAAAAUGGAACUGAUUGUGAUCAGUAUUUCAGCAUCAGUACUCCACCUAGAUUUAUGUAGGCCUAAUUUGUUUCAUUUAGCUGAGUUCUACAAGCACUCACUUAAAUGAGUAGUUCUGGAGGAUUAUGAUGUGAGAAUGUCAUAUGGACUGUGCAGCAAUUACACAUUGCUUGGUGAAGCACAAACAGAACACAUUCGAAUCAGGUAUUUCAGCAUUCUUUCCUUCCUGAAGGCAUCUGACAAUGCAAAUGGCAUGGUGUCCAGUUACUCAAUGUCCAACUUUAGAGAGAACUGUACUGAACUUACUGCAAAAUUGUCGGACAGUCUCAAAGAUGGAGAAAGAUCAAGAAAUAUCCAAAGAGAGUAGGGUGAGAGAAAGAAACCCAUUGGUUGUCAGUUGCCCCACUGAUAAGACUUUUCUGUUUUAUCUCUGAAAAAACAUGCUAUAAACAGAGGGAUGCACAAAACCCAAUCAAAACUUCUGAUCAUGGCAUGGUUUGUUUCCAACCUUUAUAAAGCGGAGAAUAAUAAACACUGGUCUCAGACCAGCAGUCCUUGUUCAGGAGCUCUUGAAUCCGGUUUGGCCACUCCUCAGGCAUUCUCUUUGAGGACAUUAUUUUGAACAUCUAACCUAGAUACAGGCACUGCAUGAAAGAGACCUACGAGACGGAUUCUUCAAAAUCAAAGGUAUAUUUUGAUUACUCUUUUGUCACAUUACAUAACACUUUCUUGUAUUGAAACAGCAGACAUAGGCCUACUGUAGUUUUCAAAAAAUAAAAUAUUGAAAAAUGAAAUAAAUAAAUAAAUCAAAAACAAGCAUGGUUUCAGCUGUACAUUUAAAGUAAAUCCAUGCCCUCAACAGGUAAGCACUUUACUUAUGAAUUUUUAAACAUAUGCAUCAGAUGUCAUCAACUGUAAGUCAAUUGUAAGUUUGAGCUGACUUUAUAAUAUACAUACACUAUAUUGAGUGUUUUUUUUUUUUUAAAGAUAAGAAUGACAUGUACACGUUCAGGCUUUUAAUGAUCUGAUUGUUGUGACAAGUGUAUAGCAUACUCAUUUAACUUUAAUAACUGACCUAAAUGAAUGAACUGCAAUUACAGUAGAAAUGUAGAGGUGCAAAGGCCAAUUUUUUUUUUUAUUUUACUUCAGUAUCAUGCGCAGCUGUUUGCAGAGUUCAUUGAUAUUAUCAUUUUCUCCAGAUUAGCUCAUGGGGCCCACACCCACCCCAAACAUACAUGGGCCCUGUUCUUCAUUAUGCCUUAAAUGUAUGUUACACGACAACUAUAUUUGUGUAUAUAAUAUAUGUUUAUCAACAACCCAUUAUUAGCAUCAUGGAACAUAGCUCAAGGCCAGGGGUGAAGUUAAACCUCAUGAAUGGUGCCCUAGUACAGGACAGACCUAAACCCCAGGUAAGAGAGCAGUGGGCUAGUAAGCUGGAGUUUCUCUUGGCGGUGGCAGGGCACAUCAUUGGCCUGGGAAAUGUGUGGAGGUUUCCUUACUUGUGCUACAAGAAUGGAGGGGGUGAGUGCAAAUUAUAUUCAAUUUUGUUUUAUGAUGGGCAUUUUUUGUUUCUCUUCACCUGUGGGAUUCCACUUUUCUUUUUGGAGACCUCACUGGGUCAGUUCACCAGUCAGGGUGGAAUAACGUGCUGGAGGAAAAUCUGUCCACUAUUUGAAGGUCUCGGUUAUGGUAGCCAAGUCGUUGUCCUCUAUACCGGAGUCUAUUACAUUAUAAUUCUUGCUUGGGCUUUUCUUUACCUCUUUUCAUCCUUCAGCUCAGAGCUGCCAUGGGCGAGCUGCAACAACUACUGGAACACAGAGAACUGCAAAGAGUUAAGAAAAAGCAACAUUACUGAAUAUUCUCCAGAGAAAAGCACAUCUCCUGUUAUUGAGUUUUGGGAGAGAAGAAUUUUGGGCUUGUCUGAGGGAAUAGAACAGAUUGGUAAUGUUAGAUGGGACUUGGCCCUCUGCCUUCUGCUGGCCUGGAUCAUCUGCUACUUCUGUGUGUGGAAGGGAGUGAAGUCCACAGGCAAGGUGGUCUACUUCACUGCUACUUUUCCCUAUUUAAUGUUGGUAGUGUUGCUGGUCCGUGGACUUACUCUUCCUGGAGCAAAGAAUGGCAUCAUAUUCUACCUCUACCCUGAUCCAACACGCCUCACAGACCCACAGGUGUGGAUGGAUGCAGGUAGUCAGAUAUUUUACUCCUAUGGUGUUUGUACAGGAGUACUGACUGCUUUGGGAAGCUACAACAAAUAUGACAACAACUGCUAUAGAGACUGUGUAUACUUGUGUCUGCUCAACAGCUUAACUAGCUUUGUGGCUGGUUUUGCUAUAUUUUCGGUCCUGGGCUUCAUGGCAGAUGAACAGGGAAUGGAUAUUUCAAUGGUUGCAGAGUCAGGGCCUGGUUUGGCAUUCAUUGCUUACCCCCGUGCUGUAGCUUUGAUGCCCCUGCCUCAGUUAUGGGCAAUCUUCUUCUUUAUCAUGAUCAUAUUCCUGGGACUGGAUAGUGAGUUUGUGUAUCAUGAAGCCCUGGUAACGGCUAUCUCGGAUAUGUAUCCCUCCUUCUUCCAAAUUGGACAUCGGCGUAAAUUUCUUCUCCUCUUCAUAAGUGCUGCCAGCUUCCUUGUUGGUCUGCUAAUGGUAACAGAGGGUGGCCUGUAUGUCUUCCAGCUUUUUGACUAUUACGCCUGUAGUGGAAUGACUCUUCUUACUUUUGCUAUCCUUCAGUCCAUCUGUGUUGGAUGGGUAUAUGGUGCAGAUCGCCUCUAUGAUAGCAUUGAGGAUAUGAUUGGAUAUCGGCCCUGGCCCUUCAUGAAGUGCUGCUGGAAAUAUCUAACACCAGCAAUAUGCACAGGAACAUUUAUCUUCUCCUUGGUUAAAUACACUCCUCUGAAGUUCAACAAUGUGUAUGAGUAUCCCUGGUGGGGUUAUGCGAUUGGUGGCUUCUUUACCUUUUCCUCCACCCUACUAGUUCCACUGUGGAUGAUUUAUUUGGUUGGCACCACACCAGGGUCUAUGCGACAGAGAGUAAGAGUCUUGUGUACUCCUGCUGAAGACCUGCCUGAUCCUAAACGCCCAAAACAGACGCUAAACACUGUUUCUUUUGAGACCUUCACAGACCUAUUGACUUUAAGAACUGUUCAUACACCCAACUCACUACCUCACAGAGAUAAUGUCUGAUUGUCCACAAUUUUAGCCUUGUAUUUGGCUUUCUGAUUUGUGACAAACAUUGUUAACCCAGUGUCAUUUGACUGGCUUUGUAAUGAACCAGUGCAGUAACCACCAUAGACAGGGAGGGGGAAAAGUCCACCCCAAUAAUUAGAAAUGGCCACAUUGUCCCCUCCCCAGAAGUAGAAAUUCUUGCACUGCUCUGCUGUACUCCAUUACACAGUACUCUAUUUGUUGUUUGGAUGACAAAAAGGUGUUUUUUUAAAAGUUACAAUUAAGGCUUGUCUGCCUCAGCGUUCAACAGCACUUGUCAUUGUCAAAAUGAGAUGGCCAAUCAAAUUUAAGUAGGAGAGGUUUACUGUUCACAGAAAUAGAGGGCAAAUUCCAGCAUGAAGUGCCAGUUUUAAUGUUGAAAGAGAGUGAGGUGAGAUGACAGCAGCAAUACAUGUAAUAUUUGACAACUGUUUUAUGAUAGAAAUGUUUUUUUUUUUUUUUUUCAAAAAAAGACAGUAACGUGAUACAAACUACUAAAAAAAAUUUCUCAAAUUUUGUUAGUUUGAAUGGAAAAUUUGGUAUCAUUUACAUGAUUUGUGCAAUUCCUAACAGAAUGUAAUGAGACAAUAAAUAUUUAGCAUUUUCAACAUAUUAGCCAUACAAAUAAGAGAGAGUAUGUGCAUAUUUUAAAAUAUACAACUAGAAUUACUAGAAUUUCAUUUUCUUUAUAUUAAAAAAUAUAUUAAUAAAAAACAAAUUGGUCCCUCCUAAUGUUCAAGACAUGGUUAAGGCUCUGUUAUGAAGAUCAUAUGAUGGUUAAUUAUUGAAAUGUUUAUCAGAGAAACAAUUUUUUAAUUGAUCAUACAGUUACAUGAUAAAGUUCAUAUGGAGAAUAAAUUUGUACAGUAUAUAUGUGUAUUUCAAAUGAAUUAACAGGACAAGGCUGGUUUGCUCUUUAUAAAUGCAUUUAAGUCUUACCGCCAAAAAGGGCCUUGAAGGUCACCUAUUACACUUUUCAGCUUUCCCUUUGAAAGCGAAGUGUUUGUCAAACACACUCCAGAAAAGUGUAUAAAUGUGAAAAUUUAUGAGAGUUGUUAGUAUACAAAUGUACAAAAGUGAAGUAGAACUAUUGUUAUUUGUUUUCACAUGUUUUUUAAAAUAUUUUUUUUAACAAUUGUAUUAUUUUUAGAUUUAUGUAAUUUCUUCUGUUAUGGUUUUGUUAGGUUUAGACAAAUUAAUAACAAACUAUUUUGAUACACUUUCCUAGACUAACAUGCAAGAUUGCCAUCUGCUGGGUAACUAAUGACAUUACAACAAUGACAUUGACUUCUCAAUGAACCUAUGUAAACAUUUAAACAUAAAGAUUUAGGCUCACACAGUAAGGAUCAGAAUCAGACUGCAAAUGGACAAUUAAGAACCUUGACAUGCCCAGAACACAGACUGCAUGAAACUGUUUUUUCUUUUGAUGGACUGGAAAGAAGACUUAGCUUGUCCAAAGGUGAAUGAAGGCAUGGACAUAAGAAGUGCAUAUCUGUCUACUGUACAUGCAAGUGCAUUGCUAUCCUUUUACUAUGCAGAGAUUGUUGGAUAGCUCCAUCUACUGGACAAUUUUUAGACUCGGGGCCGUAACCAAUACAGACACCAAUAUUCAGAUUAGGUGUGUCUGUUAAAAUGUGCUAAAUUUUUUUUUUUUUUUUUUUUUUUAUUUAUCUCCAUCUACUGGAGAAUUUUUUUGAUACAGGGCCAUAACCAAUACAGACACCAAUAUGCAGAUUAGGUGUGUCUGUAAAAAUGUGCUAAAAUUUUUAAUUUUUAAUUUUAUUUUUUAUUUAUCUCCAUCUACUGGACAAUUUUUUCACGCAGGGCCAUAACCAAUACAGACACCAAUAUUCAGAUAAGGUGUGUCUGCUAAAAUGUGCUAAAUGUGUGUGUGUGUGUGUGUGUGUGUGUGUGUG
This is a messenger RNA of Cyprinus carpio (common carp), 6241 nucleotides long. RefSeq names its product sodium- and chloride-dependent GABA transporter 2-like. NCBI's taxonomy places the organism in Eukaryota, Metazoa, Chordata, Actinopteri, Cypriniformes, Cyprinidae. Gene Ontology annotation, cellular component: membrane. Gene Ontology annotation, biological process: sodium ion transmembrane transport. The coding region runs from base 2361 to 4304 and encodes 647 amino acids. The record is from RefSeq and is a predicted model, not a curated record. The transcript is spliced from 14 exons.